Molecule: messenger RNA, 657 nt
Organism: Drosophila melanogaster (fruit fly)
Lineage: Eukaryota; Metazoa; Arthropoda; Insecta; Diptera; Drosophilidae
Exons: 1
Coding region: 107-550 (147 amino acids)
Source: RefSeq, marked reviewed
ACUGCCAAACAGCCAUAGACCACAUUUAAUGAGUCAUUUGACUUGCCUGCCCCAUAUCGGCAUUUCACGUUGAUAUAACGAAAACGCACAGCGAAAGUCGUUCGGAAUGCCACCCUUUUGUUGUGGUGGCCGUCGCUGUGCCAAGGACUUGGUGGAUGAAAAUCUGAACGAAGGUGGUCGCGAGUCGCUAAGGGAGACGAUAUACACCACGACCGCGGAGUAUGAACGACCAUUGUCCCUGAAGUUUUAUGCCCGCCACGACUGGCCCUAUUUUAAUUGCACGGACCAAGAGGUGCAACGCAUACGGGAGAAACUUGACCCGGUGUCACUGCAGAACGCGCGUAAAAUUAUCAGCCUGGACAAGGGCGUUGACGAGAAGUACGAGAUGAAGCACAACACGCCGCAGCCCAUGACUGUCAACCAGAUAUACGGAUGGUACUCGGAUAGAGCCCACCGCUAUCUGAGGCGCGACCGCGGCACAUUCGUCUUUCCUCACGAGAACGAUCCCAUGAUUGAGCAAAUUUUAAGGAACAAACUCAAACGCUCUUAAAGUUUCCAUCUUGUUGCAAAGUUUAGUGCACUUACAGUUUAGAUUCAGAAAAUUUUUUUUUUUGAAAUAUGAACAUUGUUCUGACGAAAUUAAAUAGUGACCAAAUG